GCGAGUAAACAAACGAAAACGUAAAGUGUCUUGGGGUUUUUGUGGUAUAUAGUUUUAACUGGAAAAAAUUCUUCAUAAAUAUCACACUAAAUUGGAACGUUGUUCUCGGAACUUACAUCUUUAUGUGUAAUCUAUCAUGUUUUUUUCCUCAUGUACACACGUGUGCUUUGUACACAUUCUCAGAAACCCAUAGAAAAAAACCAUGAAGUCAAUUGAAAAAUUUUGCCACCAGAGGGAGAUGAUGUUGUAUAAAAAGCAUUUGAAGAAAAUUCCUACAAUUAAAUCGUCUUCGUUGCUUGGACGUUGUAACUUUUAUCCAUUAGGAACCUUUCACAAUGAGGUUUGCAUCAAUGCCCUUCGUGUUUUCGUUAUCAGUGGUCUUAGUAUUAUGUCUGACCACCAACGUCGGCGAAUGUGGAACCAACUGGAGAGUUUUUGGCAGCUGUAUCAUCAAGAAGAUGGGUUUCCGAGCCAUCCUAAACAGUGACGUUCGUUGCGCUGCAAUUCAGAUGUUUAAAAGUUUCUAUAAAAUGACCACUAAAAAAUGUAUCAACUGUGACAAAUAUUUUCACUGUCAAGGCAACUACAACGCUGUCUAUAACUGCGGCAAAAAACGUCAAUCAAUACGCACAGCGGAGGUUAUCAGCGAUUGUCGGGAGUUUUCACAGGGCGGAACUGACAGCGAAGCCGACCAAUCAGCCAACAGAUACGGGAGAGGAGGCGGAAACUGUGCCAGAAAGUAUCUUUGUAACGUCAAUUGUAAAUACAACCCGAAAGACGGAACUUGUUCGUCAUCAAAUUGUUGAAAACCAGUCUUCAAUUUUAUCUUUAAACACACAUCCGAGUUUUUUAACUCGAGAAAAGAAAGUAAACAAGAAAGACACAUACAAUAAUGGAACUUCAACUGUUGAAAAUAGCAUACUAGGUAUUUACAUUAAAUA
Messenger RNA from Limulus polyphemus (Atlantic horseshoe crab), 941 nucleotides. Its product is annotated as serum amyloid A-2 protein-like. The transcript has 3 exons. The record is from RefSeq and is a predicted model, not a curated record. The coding region runs from base 336 to 806 and encodes 156 amino acids. NCBI's taxonomy places the organism in Eukaryota, Metazoa, Arthropoda, Merostomata, Xiphosura, Limulidae. Gene Ontology annotation, cellular component: extracellular region.